Messenger RNA from Arctia plantaginis, 1341 nucleotides. Lineage: Eukaryota; Metazoa; Arthropoda; Insecta; Lepidoptera; Erebidae. The record is from the annotation of a GenBank genome assembly.
AUGGAAGAAUAUCCGUGCUUAAUAUUUGACACAGACUUACUUUUAUUGGAUCCAAAUCUCGAUAAGACGUUGAUCCCGCUGGUACCAUGCAAAGAAUUUAUCUAUGACACGAGUAUGUUUCCUCGUACAAUUGUUUCUGAAUGGAAUUUGGUAUGUGAUCGUCGCUGGCUUGUUCACGCAUGUCAAGUUGUAAUGAUGUGGGGAAUACUCGUUGGAGGAAUAUUUUUCGGUGUUGUGGCUGAUAAAUAUGGAAGGCGGACACCUCUUCUUAUUGCAAUUGUUAUUGAGGGCGUAGGCGGCUUAUUAGCUAGUGUUAUACCCUGGUUUUGGGUUUUCCUAAUUAAUUGGUUUAUUCUCGCAAUGGCUAAUGGUGGUAUCAGUCUUAUAGCCUUUGUACUAUGUAUGGAGGUGGUGAGUGGAAAAUGGCGAACUAUUAUUCCAGUUCUUCAUCAACUUCCUUUUGGUCUUGGUAACGCAUUGAUGGCAGGAUUGGCGAAUUGGCUUAGAGAUUGGAGGAAGCUAGAGCUUGCUUUGGGAUGUUUUACUUCAUCAUUUAUACUGUUUUGGAUUUGGAUACCGGAAUCUCCGAGGUGGUUGAUAGCAUCAGGCCAAAUGGAUAAAGCAUUAGAAAUUCUCGUACAAGCUGCUAAAAUGAACAGUAGAGAAAUAAGCGUCAAGGAAAUUAGUCGAUUAUUAAGUAAACAUGUUAAUCCAAUGGCCAAUAAAAGUGUUCCAACAUUUUCAGCCUUCCUCAAGUCUAAGAACAUGAGAAUGAAAACAAUUUUGUUAUCAAUGAACUGGUUUUGUACGGGAUUAUCUUUUUACACCUUCGCGCAAUAUUUGGGUUCAAUAGGAAGAGAUAUUUUUAUAGCUGUGGCCGUUACUGGGAUCAUAUCUUCUUUAGGAGGAUUAACUUGCGUUUAUGUAGUUACUAAAGUUGGACGGAAAACUGCUUUGGGGUUAUAUCAAGGGAUCACUGGUAUUUGCUUCAUUUUACUAUUAUUACAGCCUGAAAGCAAGUUAAAGGCCAACUGGGCGAGACUGUUGUUUGCGGGAAUAGGCUUUGGUGGAAUGGCGGGUACUGUUCCAGUGUUAUAUCUAUAUUCAGGAGAAAUCUUCCCAACCUUGGGGCGAAAUUGUGGCUUGGUCGGAGUGUCAACUUUCGCUCGAGUAGGUUCUAUGAUUGCUCCAGUGAUGCUUUUAUUGGAAGGAUUCUUAGCAGGAUUUCCUCUUCUUAUUUUGACAAUUAUUUCAAUAUGUCAAAUGUUGAUGAUACUACCUUUGCCUGAAACGAAAAAUGUUAAUUUACCUGAUACAUUAGAAGAGGCAGAAAAGAUAUAG